This is a messenger RNA of Miscanthus lutarioriparius, 648 nucleotides long. NCBI's taxonomy places the organism in Eukaryota, Viridiplantae, Streptophyta, Magnoliopsida, Poales, Poaceae. The record is from the annotation of a GenBank genome assembly.
AUGGCUCUGAAUGAACGUCUGAACAAAUUUAAACAGCAGCAAGAGAGGUGCCAGAAUAUUCUAUCUAGCAUUUUUGCAAGCCAAGCUUCUAUUUCAACGCCAAAACUUGUUCCAGGGAUUCAACCAGUCAAUGCCCCAUUGGCUCCUGUAAAACCACUGCAUCCUAUUAAAUUCUCAAAUGAUAUGGAAAGGCUACAGCACAUCAAUUCAGUAAGGAAGUCUGCUGUGGGAGUACAGAUCAAGUUAGUGAUUGAACUGCUUUAUAAGACAAGGCAAUCAUUUACAGCAAAGCAAGUAAACGAAGCUACCUAUGUUGAUAUUCAUGGCAACAAGGCUGUAUUUGACAGCUUAAGGAAUAAUCCCAAAGUUUUAUUUGAUGGGACUCGUUUCUCUUACAAGCCAAAGCAUGUUUUGACAGGAAGAGAUGAAUUGCUUGGUUUGAUCAAGAAGCAUGAGUUUGGCCUUCCUGUUGAGGACAUCAAAGAUGCUUAUCCAUCCGUAUUGGAAGAUUUGCAGGCUCUGAAAGCAUCAGGUGAUGUCUGGUGGCUAUCAAGCGCCAACUCCCAGGGAGACAUGGCGUACUUUAAUGACCCUAAAUAUAAGAUCACGGUCGACAAUGACCUGAAGGAGCUAUUCCAGAAGACAUAG